UAUGUGAUCGUAAAGCUCGUACUUAUACACAAUUAUUUCGUGAAUUGAAACAUCAUGCUACUCGUUUAAAAACAACAUUUAAUCCAAAUACAAUAACAAGUGAUUUCGAAAAAGCUUUAAUCAAAGCGGUUGCUGAUGAAUUUCCACAAGCACGACAUGCCGGCUGUUAUUUUCAUUUUACACAGGCUCUCUAUCGUAAUAUACAAAAACUUGGUUUAACAACGGCUUAUCGCGAUAGUGAAAGUACAAGAAUUGUAUGUCGAAAGUUAAUGUUGUAA
Didymodactylos carnosus is the source of this 278-nucleotide messenger RNA. NCBI's taxonomy places the organism in Eukaryota, Metazoa, Rotifera, Eurotatoria, Philodinida, Philodinidae. The record is from the annotation of a GenBank genome assembly.